Molecule: messenger RNA, 2175 nt
Organism: Xyrauchen texanus (razorback sucker)
Lineage: Eukaryota; Metazoa; Chordata; Actinopteri; Cypriniformes; Catostomidae
Exons: 7
Coding region: 877-2175 (432 amino acids)
Source: RefSeq, a predicted model, not a curated record
UAUCUGAUAUCAAAAUUCAAUGAAGAUGGACGCCGCAAAGAAUGUCGCAGACGAGCUGAACCGUGGCCGUUACAACGAAAAUGUUUUGAAGUACUUCUUCGACAAGCCGGAUGCUUAUGAACAAGCGUUCACUGAUUCUGAAGACGAUCUGAGCGACGAUGAAAGUGGCAUGAUAAGACUGAAUAAUAUCCCUAAUCUACAACUGAGCGAAGAUGAAGACGAGGAAGAAUGUAUCGGACUGGCGUCAGACGAGUUGGACCGUAAGAUAUCAGAGGCUAUAUCGAUAGUAACAUUUGAUGGGGAUAUAGAUAGAGAAAUGGGGAAAAUCCGUAACUUUGACUGUAAAUGUUACACGAGGAGAAAAGAGAACUCUCUGCAUGGGAGACAGUCUUGUAGCCAGAAGCUUUCUCCAGACAUUAUGUACAACAUACGGCUGGAUUCUUUAGCUGCGGAAAAAGAGUGGCAGGACAUGCGAAUUAUUGGACAUUUAGAGGCAAACAGACGCACAGUGCAAACUUCGGAGAUGGUUACAUCCACAAAGAAGACCCCGACAAAGAGAAAGUGUGCCCGAACGACUUAUUUCAUUGGAGGCAACGAGAUCUGCAAGAAUACUUUUCUGUUUCUUAUGGGGUCUAACCACUAACUGAGGUCUAAACCAGGACUAAAACAAGACUAAACCAGGAAGUACAGAUACAAGCUCUAAACAUUGGCAGAGACACCCUGGCUGAUAUAGUCAAACACUAUGAGGAGAAUGGGGCAAGACCACGUUUGAGGAAGAAGCACUCAUUGCCACGUCCACCAGCCAGGUUCAUCAGCCCUGAGGAUAUCAACAGAGUUGUGGACUUCAUAAAACACUAUGCAGAAGACAAUGCCAUCAUGCUGCCUGGCCGACAGCCUGGGCAUAAGGAUUGGCAUGUGAAGUUGCUGCCAACUCAUGUGUCCAAGGCCUCAGUGUGGCGUCUCUACGUGAAGUCUGCUAAGGAGCUUGGUGAGCGUGCAGUUUGUAAAACCAGCUUCAAAGCACUGUGGAACCGACUUCUCCCACACAUCAAAAGUUGCCGGCCACGCACAGAUCUCUGCUGGCAGUGCCAAAGCAAUAACGAGCAGCUGAUACGAAGUGCAAACCUCCCAGAUGAUAGAAAGUCUGAAGCAGUAAAGAAGCAACAAGAUCAUCUUUCCCUUGUGCAGAAAGAGAGGGCUGUGUACAACGACAUGACUGCUGCCUGCAGAAAGAUUUGCUCUGGCUCCAACCUGUCUUUUGGACCAUCCCUACCAGCAAGCAAGAAGAUUAGGAUGCAUUACAGUUUUGAUUUUGCUCAGCAGUUACACUUUCCCUCAAACCCUCUCCAGCCAGGACCAAUGUACUUCCUGACCCCACGGAAAUGUGGCCUAUUUGGUGUUUCAUGUGAAGGGCUGCAGAAACAGGUGAAUUACCUGAUUGAUGAAGGCAUGUCAUCUACUAAGGGAAGCAAUGAAGUCAUCAGCUACAUGCAUCAUUUCUUCGGCAACUUUGGAGUUGGAGAAACAGAGGUGGAUCUUCAUUGUGACAACUGCAGUGGGCAGAACAAGAACAACUUCAUGCUCUGGUACCUUGCCUGGCGGGUUGGACACAAGCUUCACGAUAAAAUUGAAAUCCACUUCCUUAUUGCUGGCCACACCAAGUUUUCCCCUGACUGUGGCUUUGGACUCAUCAAGCAAGCCUACAUGAAGACAAGAGUCAACACUUUGGCAGACAUCGCUGAGGUUGUGGAAAACAGCUCUCCUGUGAGUCACCUCAAUAUCCCACAGCUUGUUGGAACGGCAGAGGGCAAAGUUUUAGUCCAGACCUUCGACUGGCAGCAGCAUCUGACUCGCCACUUCCGUAGACUCCCACAGAUCAAGAGUUAUCAGCACUUCAGCUUUGAAGCCAAGAGACCAGGUGUGGUGCUUGCAAAAAGUCACCGUGAUGCACAACCUGUCGAAUAUCAGCUACUGCGCGACGGAGCAGAUCUGCCCCCUGUCGACGGUCUUCCUGUCCUGGCCCCACCUGGACUGAAAAUUGACAGGCAGACCUAUCUAUAUGAAAAAAUCAGGCCAUUCUGUGCUGACGAGGCAAGAGACAUCACAUGCCCAGCGCCAAGGGUCACAACACAGAAGAGUCCACAGAAGAGUCCACAGAAGAGGAUGCGAAUGUAA